This is a messenger RNA of Cladophialophora psammophila CBS 110553, 1851 nucleotides long. RefSeq names its product retrograde regulation protein 2. Gene Ontology annotation, biological process: regulation of transcription by RNA polymerase II. The record is from RefSeq and is a predicted model, not a curated record. The transcript is spliced from 2 exons. NCBI's taxonomy places the organism in Eukaryota, Fungi, Ascomycota, Eurotiomycetes, Chaetothyriales, Herpotrichiellaceae. Bases 1 to 1851 code for a protein of 616 amino acids.
AUGGGGGACCGGCGGCCGCAUCUUCGCGCGUUGGUUGAUAUGGGAAGCAAUGGAAUUCGAUUCUCCGUCUCGGACCUGUCGCCGCCGACAGCACGGACGCUGCCGACAGUCCAUUUCCAUAGGUCCAACAUCUCCUUGUACGAAGCGCAGUUCGACUCGAAGGGUGUUAGGAUACCGAUCCCGCAUUCCGUCAUACGAGCAGUCAUCGCCGCCCUGUUGCGGUUCAAGGUCGUGUGCGAAGAUCUCGGUGUGCCGCAGCAUCAGAUCCGCGUCAUCGCCACAGAAGCGACUCGCGAGGCGUUGAACUCGUCGGAAUUCCUCGCCGCGAUCAAGGAGGCAUCCGGGCUGACCAUCCACAUGCUUCCGAAAGAAGAAGAAGGUAGGAUUGGGGCCUUCGGCAUCGCCAGCAGCUUCACCUACGUCAAGGGCCUGGUGAUGGACCUCGGCGGGGGCAGCACCCAGAUCAGCUGGAUGAUUUCGCGCGAGGGCCGGGUGGAAACGAGUCCUAAGGGAGCUUUCAGCUUUCCAUACGGAGCUGCUGCGCUGACGCGGGCGUUGGAAAGCGCCAGGGCCGGGAAGUCCAGAGAAGAGGCCGACAAAGCCGUCGCCGAGCUCAGGGCGGAGAUGAAGAAGAACUUCCUCAACGCGUACCGCGAGCUUGAGAUCCCGCAGGAGCUGAUUGAUGAGGCCAGACUUUACGGCGGGUUCCAGCUCUACCUCUGCGGUGGAGGCUUCCGGGGUUGGGGCUACCUGCUUCUUUACCAAAGCCAGGUACAUGGGCACCAUUAUCCCAUCUCAAUCAUCAACGGCUUCGUGGCAGAUCACGCCAGCUUUACAGACACUGAGAGGUUGAAAGAAGUCGCACGCACGGCUCAUCGUAUCUUCCGCGUCUCGGACCGGAGACGAGCACAGGUCCCGGCGGUUGCAUUCCUGGUCAAUGUCCUGGCGGAAGCGAUCCCGUUCGGUAUCAAGGAGGCACAAUUCUGUCAAGGCGGGGUCCGUGAAGGCGUUCUGUUUCAAGAGUUAGCCUAUCCUGUCCGGAGGCAGCAUCCCCUUGAAGUGGCCACUGCGCGGUUCGCCAAACCAUCAGCGCUGGCCAUGGGCGAUCUAUUUCUGUCGGCCAUCCCCCCUUCCACGAGCGGCGAGCCGAGAUCAUUCCCAAGAUCCAUCUCAACAGAGGUCAUCCGCUCGCUGGCGAACGUGUUCUUCGAACACUCGGACUUGUCAAAGGAAUCAUCUUCGAGUGCCGCCUUGUACAGCACCUCCACCGGCAUCUUGGCCUCGGCGCACGGGGUCUCCCACACCGACCGCGCUCUCCUGGCGCUCAUGUUCGAAGGGCGUUUCGAAGGCGAGCUACCUCCGCGCGAGUCCGAUUACAAGGAAUCACUCCGUCACCUCCUCACGCCCGAGCAGGUCUGGUGGGCCCGCUACAUCGGCAGAGUAGCAAUGGUGGUGGCCAGGGUGUAUCCGGCUGGGAUCAUCGAUGAGACCAACCCGCGAGUGAAGAUGUCGGCGCGAUGGGCGGCCGGGCUGGGCAAGGACGGCAACAAGGACGGAGUGGAACUUUGUCUCUCGGUCGCCAAGAUCCCCGGCGACCCUUUCCUACUCAAGGACACGAUGCAGGAUGCCUUGCGGGUCAUUGAAAAGGUCGGCAAGCGCAAGCACUGGAUCGGCGGCAAAGAGGGGUGGGGAAUCAAGGUCAAAGUCAUCGUCGAAGAGAAGGAUCUACAACGGGGGCAGCAGAAACUGGCGUUGCCCCCAUCGCUCCCAUCGCCCUCAUCGCCCCCCCAGUGCGAGCAUGAAGAAGUCGAGAGAGGAGAGGGAGAGGAAAACGAGUGGCAAUUGGAGUGA